This is a messenger RNA of Folsomia candida, 1049 nucleotides long. RefSeq lists its product as uncharacterized. The record is from RefSeq and is a predicted model, not a curated record. The coding region runs from base 431 to 964 and encodes 177 amino acids. The transcript is spliced from 4 exons. NCBI's taxonomy places the organism in Eukaryota, Metazoa, Arthropoda, Collembola, Entomobryomorpha, Isotomidae.
AAUGUUUGUAAUCAUUUAAAAUGUUUUGCAUGUCUCUUUUGUUUACCCAAAUCCUGAAGAAUGGAUCAAUUGAUUCUGCAGAGCAGAGAGCAAUAAACUGCUACAACAUCGGUUAAAGACAGGAAUUCAUUAAUUUUAAUGUUGUCCAGUUCGAUUAUAAACUGCAAUUUUUAAUUAAUUAUUCUUUAUUGACAGAUGAACUACAAAAAGUUAAUUUUCAUCAUUGGGUUAAUUCACGAUUGACUAUAGAGUCCUUCUCUCAUUUGAUUAGGUCAGGUUAAGCCAUGGGUAUAAAUUCCCAGAAAACUCUACACACUCAGCCAGUAUGGUUUUGUUGGUUGACAAUUACAAAAUUGGUCAAAUUUAAAGAAAAAUACGUGUCUCCGUCCGAACUAUAUUUCUGCAAUAAGUCGUACACGGCCUGCAAAAAAUGUUGCGGAGCAUUUGCUUGGUCGUCUUAUUAGUCAACACCAUACUGAUACAGACCACGGAAUCAGUACGAGAUAACACUAUACGAAGAAGACAGCGGUAUGACAAUUCCAACAAUAUCCGAAGAAACCAUUUGCGGUCAUCCGUCGUAACUCCGAGAGGUCUACCAAACUGGUUUUUCCUGCGUAAGGAAGCCAAAGUCCCAUGUGAAACUAUUCCAGAUCGCCCUCCAGUACCAGACGACACAGCGAAUAGGAACCUAUGGGAGAUUUUGGAACGUACGAAAACAACAUUCAAACUCGACGAUGCCCAUAAAGACGUCAUUCUCCUGUUGGGAAACACAGGUUCGGGCAAGACAACUGUGACCCAAAUGGUUGCAGGAGAUGCAAAUUCUCUUAAAGUUUACAAGACGAAAGACGGCAACAAAGUAAUUCUUGACCCAAACAACAAAAUUGGACUUACCACAGUCUCACAAACUCUUAUCCCAGAAUUAGUUGUGUCGUCAAGUGGGCUAGCAUUCUACAAAAGGCGUUAGGACAUGGUUUUGACGAAUUCGCGGGUGAAUAUCUCUGGCGGGGAGUUGAAUUUUGAACUGAUUUUUGGUCAGUUGUAAGAUAAUA